This is a messenger RNA of Cicer arietinum (chickpea), 1381 nucleotides long. Its product is annotated as 2-alkenal reductase (NADP(+)-dependent)-like. Lineage: Eukaryota; Viridiplantae; Streptophyta; Magnoliopsida; Fabales; Fabaceae. The record is from RefSeq and is a predicted model, not a curated record. Gene Ontology annotation, molecular function: 2-alkenal reductase [NAD(P)H] activity.
AAUUUCAUUGUCCUCAUACAAAAAUUAAUAAUGAACUUUAGAUACUUAUUCUAGCAAUUAUACUUAGCCAAUGAAAAGUGUACAAAUCACAAAAUGAAGGAUUGAUAUUUCUUAGUUUCUCUAUAAAAUCACGAUUAUCUGAUCUUCAUUCAUAUUUAUUUUUGCUUAUCCUAUUUUCUUUGAGUUUUGUUUUGCAUUGUAUUGUAUACACUGAAGUGAUAUUCAACAUCAACAUACCCAAUAACUAAAAUGGCACAAGUUAGGAACAAGCAAGUGAUUCUAAAGAACUAUGUUUCUGGUUUUCCUAAAGAAUCAGACAUGAACAUCAUUGACAGUACCAUAACUCUAAAGCUUCCAGAAGGUUCCCACGAUGUUUUGCUAAAAAAUCUUUACUUGUCUUGUGAUCCUUACAUGCGGACUCUCAUGACCAAUCCAAAAUACUCUUUCAAUCCUCGUUCCUACACUCUUCAAUCUCCUAUAAAUGGUAUUGGAGUAUCUAAAGUUUUGGAAUCUGGAGACCAAAAUUACAAAGAAGGUGAUUUGGUGUGGGGGAUAACUAAUUGGGAAGAGUACAGUUUGGUCUCUGCAGCACAAAUACAUUUCAAAAUUGAGCACACAGAUGAUGUUCCUCUUUCCUACUAUACAGGAAUUCUUGGUAUGCCAGGAAUGACUGCUUAUGCUGGUUUCUUUGAAGUAGGCAAACCCAAGAAAGGAGAAAAUGUCUUUGUUUCAGCUGCCUCUGGUGCAGUCGGCCAGCUUGUCGGUCAAUUCGCAAAAUUGAUUGGUUGUCAUGUCGUUGGAAGUGCUGGAAGUAAAGAGAAGGUGGAUCUGUUGAAGAAUAAAUUUGGAUACGAUGAAGCUAUUAACUACAAAGAAGAGCAUGACCUCAAUGCAGCAUUGAAAAAGUACUUUCCAGAAGGCAUUGACAUUUACUUUGAGAAUGUGGGAGGAAAGACACUUGAUGCUGUACUCUUGAAUAUGAGAAUCCAUGGUCGCAUACCCGUGUGUGGAAUGAUUUCACAGUAUAAUCUUAAUCAACAUGAAGGUGUAACAAAUUUGGCACAUCUCAUAUAUAAGCGGAUUCGUAUGGAAGGUUUUGUUGUCGCUAAUUUCUAUCACUUGUAUAACAAAUUCUUGGAGUUUGUCCUGCCUCAUAUCAGAGAAGGGAAGGUUGUUUAUGUGGAAGACAUAGCUGAGGGGCUUGAGAAUGGACCUGCAGCUUUGGUUGGCAUCUUUAAUGGUCGUAAUGUUGGCAAACAAGUGCUUGUUGUUGCUCGUGAAUGAAUGUUGUUGCUUACUAUUGUUGUGUUUUUGUAUUGAAAUAAAGAGAAAGUUAUGGUAGAGAAUCCCUACCCAUGUAUUCAAUCACUUUUUCUUUAAA